CCGCCUUCGAGAAAAAUCCACCAGGCCACAAUUCUUCACUCAUCCAUCAUUUCGUCUCGUGUUCUUUUUUCCUUCCUUCUGUUGCGUAUCCUCUUGGGAUCUCCCUCCUCCACCCUCCUCCACCGCCCCCCCUGGUCGGUGGUCAUCAUCCUCCACGCCCAAAACGCCUCCAUCGUAACGUAACCUCCGGCCGCCGCAUGUUGGCAAAUUCAUUGUCGUUCGCCGCACAGACGCUACCACCCCUUCUCACGUUUCCCUUUGCAGAUCCGAUUGCCAGUCUAACUUCUGCAACUGGAGUAGCACCAAGCACCGCAUCGCCCCCGGUCCCCUGUCAAAAGGUUGGCCUCCGCCUUACCAGACUAAACGACGUUAGAAGGCGCACUUGAUGCUUCGGCUAUUGCACUUUCUGGUAUUAGGACCCUGACCGCCGUCUUCACGCCCUCAAAGCCCUCAGCUCCGAAUGAUUCAUGGUUAUCCCAAUCCCAACUGUGCCAGCCUUUUAGUCGUACCCCCUCCUCUUUCUGGCCCGCUCCAGGCUUCCCCGGGCCUUUCUGUUCUGUUUCUUCAGCAUCUCGACAACCACACCUCCAAAGUCUCUUUUUCCCGUCAGGUUUUGUCGCCUUGCCGUUCUUUUUCGCCGUCGUCCUGCGCUUGCGGCUUUUGCCCCCGUGGAAUAUCCUUCGGACAGCUGCAUUUUCUGAGCGUCUUCUCUCGCACCAAUAUCUUUGAUUCUAGAUCUGGACGCUGGCUGGCGCCUCCGCGAUAUCUUUUGCCAACCUACUUACCGACGCUCCAUCUCUUGGUCUCCCAACCUCGGUUGUCUAGCUGGACAGGUUCUGGUAUAUCCUAAUUGAACUGUCAUGUGGCUUGGAUAAACCUCAGAAUUGGUCCAACAACAGCCUGAUCAUCAAGCGCUCAACUCCAUCCACCACAUCUUCACCGCCAUCCCAGCGCAUAUCCGACGCACCCCGUCACCUCAAACACCGACGAGUUCACUAUUGGCAACCACGGUGGUCCUGCUUUCAAAACCGCCCCGAUUAAUUCUACCGCCUGUGUAGCAACCCCUAUGUUACUUCCUGCCGUGUCAGGUCUGCUUUAAGUGGAGGAUUUUGUUCUGUUAUCGAUUUGCUUCGACUGGUCAAUGGGGAACUCUCAGGGCAAGCCUGUGGUCUUGACCGAUGAAGUCAACCUCAACCAUUUUCGGUUACUCAGGGUCGUAGGCAAAGGUGCCUUCGGCAAGGUUCGCAUUGUAGAACGCAAAGACUCAGGCUUGACAUUUGCUCUCAAAUACAUCCGCAAGGAUGAAGUGGUUCGCUCCGAAAGCGUUCGCAAUAUUAUUAGAGAACGGCGGAUGCUGGAGCAUCUAAACCACCCGUUCUUGUGCAAUCUCCGCUACAGUUUCCAAGAUGUCGAGUAUCUGUAUCUUGUGGUCGACCUGAUGAAUGGUGGCGAUCUUCGCUUCCACAUCCAACGGAAGGCCUUCACCGAGGACACGAUUCGCUUUUGGAUGUCCGAGCUGGCUUGUGCUCUCCGCUACAUCCAUAGCCAAGGCAUUGUGCACCGCGACCUCAAACCGGAUAAUGUGCUUCUGGACUCGGAAGGUCAUGUUCAUCUGGCAGACUUCAACGUCGCCUCCGACUUUAAGCCUGGCAAGCCUCUGACGAGCAAAUCAGGCACCUUGGCCUAUCUCGCACCCGAAGUGUUCAGAGGCUCGGGAUACUACAGUGAAGUGGAUUGGUGGUCAUUGGGUGUGACGAUGUACGAAUGUGUCUAUGGAAAGAGGCCGUUCGAAGGACGGACUCAUGAAGAAUUGGUCGACUCUAUCUGUGCGGCCAACCCGCGAUAUUUUGUUACGAAACCCCCGGUGUCCAUGCCAUGCCUUCAUGCCAUGACAGCUCUGAUCGAGAAGGACCGACGAAAACGGAUCGGGGCCACUGGUUUCGACACCUUCACCUCACAUCCCUUCUUCACUUGCAUCAACUUUGAAGCGCUAGAACGAAAACAAAUCCCUCCGGUGUUUAUUCCCUCGAGUGAAAAGACCAACUUUGAUGCCACCUACGACCUGGAAGAAUUACUGCUGGAAGAGGCCCCCUUGGAGGCUCGAGCGAGGAAACAGAAGCCGCGGGCGGAAUUGCGCAACGAUGCCACGAGCAAGGAAAUUCGGGAAGAUGAGCUCCACCGCAUGAUCGAGACCAUGUUUGAGCCUUUUGACUAUACCCUGGCUAGUUAUGAUGUGAGUGCUGCGGCAGCGGUUGCUGGAGUUGUACCGGAAGAACAUGUUGAAUUAGACAUGGCGCAACCAGAAUCACAUUCUGUCCCCACGUCGCCAGACGGAUCACCACCGAUCUCGCCCACCGCGGUCACGACGCCUCCGCGGGCGGAAGAAAACUUUCCACCGUUAGACGAGUUGAAAGCGGCAGCGUCACAAUCGUUGCCACCUGGACCGCCUGGGCCCCCUGCACCAACUGGUCGACCCGCAUCUUCUUCGAAAUCCUUCAGCAGACCGAUCCCCCCACAACGACCGAUGCCCGCCCAGCGGCAGACAAGCAAAGGCGGUGGAGUUCAAAUGGUGUUGGAUGAGUCGGGAAGCUGGACGAAUCUGGCGGACCAGACUGCCCCGCAUCAUCAAGACAUGGUGGGUGACGGUGGUAAAAUUGAGAAAAGUAGCGGCAGUAUGCUAGGGUUCUUGAGCAGGAAGAAAGGAAGAGAUCGAAGCCCGAAACCAAAAGAGGCGGGCGUAUUAGGCAAAGUUGGAGCAAGACAUGUUAUCAGCUGAACCGCCACACAUCGCGGCGGCAACCAAACACCUUCUCACCUCAGACUUGACAAGGUCGAAUCCGACCCGGAUUUGAGUCGACUCAACCCCCGGACCUGCAAGGCCUAGAUGCGCCAAGCGCUUUUCUACGACAACAGCACAAAAUCUGGCAGAUCGAGGACGGGGCGGCACGACGCCAUACCGGCAUGGGCCCGCUCUAAAGUGUCUCUCGCUCUGUGUCAAGAUUCAAGAAGCAGUCUCGGCCUGCUAAGGAUACCAUUGGACAGCAAGAACCACCACAGCGAUUCUCAAGCAGGUCACGGUAUGACGGGAAUCUAUAUAGGACAGGACAAGUCAGCCUCAAAUUGACCAUUACAACGCGAUCUGAAGCUGACAAGAUUGGGAAUUGGAGGAACAACCGGCGACAGGCAGUCGGAGGCGCAAUUGUAUGACUAGCCAACAUGUAAUGCUACAAGACUCAAGAUGCUCCCUGGCAGCAGGCCAUACACAGGACAGGAUAUUACCCAAUAGAUAAUUCAACUGCGGACCAAGAA
Messenger RNA from Cladophialophora immunda, 3309 nucleotides. RefSeq lists its product as uncharacterized. The coding region runs from base 1142 to 2776 and encodes 544 amino acids. Gene Ontology annotation, biological process: peptidyl-serine phosphorylation; intracellular signal transduction. The record is from RefSeq and is a predicted model, not a curated record. NCBI's taxonomy places the organism in Eukaryota, Fungi, Ascomycota, Eurotiomycetes, Chaetothyriales, Herpotrichiellaceae. The transcript is spliced from 4 exons. Gene Ontology annotation, molecular function: protein serine/threonine kinase activity; ATP binding.